GUUUUGCAAACGGUGAGUGGAGUGCCUUGUCAUCAGUCCUUUGAUAUUUUGGAUGAUUUUCUUUGGAAUUCUUAUUCAAAGUGGUGUAACCAUUCUUUGUGAUGCCGGUGGAUGCUAACCUCCACUGCACUGACGUGGUGUCGCCUGGUUGUGAACUGAAGGGCCUGCGCACUUGGAAAGACAUUUGUCUGGUACGGAACUCACUCUUCCAACAUCAGGUGCUGCAGUGUUACUGCAAACCACAGCCAACCAGUUGAUCAAGCUACAAUAUUGUAGAUAAAUUAAUAGGCCCUCUGCGAUCCUGACAUAAACAGAACAGUUGCAGCAUAUUGGCAAGGGAAGCCACUACCCGACUACAAAGCAAGUUGGACAUAGAUCGUGUCUAAAUUGAACAGUUCAAGUGUUUGAAAAGUGUUACGACAAACAAGUGCAAUAUACUAUUAGUGCAAUCGUACUUUUGAAUAGUGAAGUGAACUUUGAGUAAAAUUAUUGUGAACAAUGGAGCGUGAAUCAAAUCCCAUGGAGGCGUUGUGCCGCUCCGGAUGUGGGUUCUACGGGAACCCGUCCACAGACGGGCUCUGCUCGGUGUGCUUUAAGGAGGCUCUGAAGAAGAAACAACAGCCACCAGCGACGACGCCGUCACCGGUGUCGGCGGCGUUCAUGCCCGCGACGCCUGCGCCCACGCCACUCGCCGCUGCCGCGCCUACCGUGCCCAGCUUGCCAGUCGCGCCUCAGCAGCAUAGUACAGACAAAUUGGAGGAAGAGGGUGGUGCGGGCACGAGUGGUACCAGCACGGGCGCCUCUGACACGGACCCUGAUGACAAGGACCCCAGCAAGGAUAAGAAGAAAAAGAAUAGGUGCGCUGUCUGCCGCAAGAAGGUUGGACUCACAGGGUUCGAGUGCCGCUGCGGAGGGCUGUUCUGCGCGGUGCACCGGUACAGCGACAAGCACGACUGCUCGUUCGACUACCGGGAACUGGGCGCGCAGGAGAUCCGCCGCAACAACCCCGUCGUCGUGUCGCAGAAGAUACACAAGAUAUGAGCCCUCACCCUCUGCGUCCUCUGCCCGACCCCCACGAUCAUACCUUUAUUGAUUUACUCUAAAUAAAUAUUCGAUCGAGUCUGUGUCUCUUAUUUAAGCGUAAUAUUUUCGACAAUGACGCCGCCCUCCGCGCCGCUAGUUUACCCGGUAGAGUUUCGUUUCGACAGAGGCUUGUCUGAAUUAGAGAUGCAUACGACGUAUAAUAGUUGUAGCGCCGAAUUAGAGACGCAGACUCGAUCCGACUGUAUUUAGAUUUAUUUGUGGCGAGAGUUUUACUUUUAAAUUUUUAUUAAAAGUUGUAGAUAAAGUUCGUUUCGGGUAGGAUUUCUGGAUUAAUUUUUCGAGUUAAUAAGUAGAGUUUUUGAAUAUUGUCCAUUCACCUCCAUUGUAAAUAUUAGAUAUAAUUAAUUAUAGAAACAAAUCCUAUAUAUUGUAAAAAAUUAAAACUCCCAAAAAAAGCUACAUUGUUACGAUUCCAACGGAGAGCGUAGCCUGCUUAAAAUUAUCUCGAUAACAUUGUAAGCUGAAGCUCAAGGAGGGGCGAUGUUGCCCCAGGCACUCUCCGUGUUAUUUGCCUAGUUGUAAAUUGUACAGAAGUUCGACUGCGGACUUGACUUGUGUUUUGUUGGAAACAUUCAACUCGUGAUAAAUAACGUAGCGAACUUCUAAACGAUAUGGCGUUAUGUGCUAGACAACGAUUAGUUGGUGACUGUGAAACGUAUUGCCAAACGGACCGUAGCGCGGCGCCGGUCACUCGCCGGCCGCCGGUUGACAUCAUCUUCAAAUCGUUAGUAUUGUAAUUUUGGUUCGGGAAGUCGUCGCUUUCUUACUUGUCUAACAUUUGGCUAAGUGACCUAGUGUAGCGAGAUUGUGGUGUGUAUCGAGUAUCGGCAUAAGGCGAGCGGCGCGGGCCGGCGGCACCGCGGUCGCGAUCGCGCCGGCCCGCGCGCCGCUCUUUGUGUGAAAUUAUAAGUAUAGUUAUACAUAUUAAGUAGUCGACACUUUAUAUUAUUACACAUUAUAUAAGUAGGAAAGAAUUAUUUAGCUUUUUCUUUUAAUCACAAUAUUAUUCAAAAUUAUAAGUUGUAUUAUCGUAACUUUCAUUUUAGUGGUGAAGUUGAAACAAAAAUACCCGUGUAUCGCUUCGGUCGCCCACAGUAGACUAACUAAUUGGACAUAAUUAUUUAAUGACUUUUGUUGUAUAUUUUGUUAGGUCAUUGAUUAAUUUUGGUCUUUUUGCUUGAACAUAA
Messenger RNA from Hyposmocoma kahamanoa, 2291 nucleotides. RefSeq names its product AN1-type zinc finger protein 6 (gene drn). Lineage: Eukaryota; Metazoa; Arthropoda; Insecta; Lepidoptera; Cosmopterigidae. The record is from RefSeq and is a predicted model, not a curated record. The transcript has 7 exons. Gene Ontology annotation, molecular function: DNA binding; zinc ion binding. Bases 499 to 1041 code for a protein of 180 amino acids.